CAUACUAGGUAGUACGGUAGUGUGCGCAACCUUUAGGACUUCAAUUUUGGUUGAAAACACGCUGUAUGAAGAAGUGCGUUAUACAUAACCACCACUCCAGCUCGUUGGCCCCUGUGAGGUAAUGUCGACUUUAUCUGCUGCUAGUGUUGAGCCCACUGGUGCAAUCGAGGGGGCACAAGAGAAGAAACCUUUAAAGCCAUGUUGUGCAUGCCCAGAAACCAAAAAAGCAAGAGAUGCCUGCAUCAUUGAAAAGGGAGAGGAAAAAUGCACACAUCUUAUUGAGGCUCAUAAGGAGUGUAUGAGGGCGCUUGGCUUUAAAAUAUAAUUGUAAUGCACAGAAAAUAAAGGGGAUGGGUCAGCUGCACCAUGGGAUCGGAAAUACCAAUAAUCUGUUUAUUCUGCUGAGAGAAGACUUCUAUUUAAAAUGAAUGAUCUGAAUAAAAAUAUGAUGCCUCUUUGUUUUGUUUAUUUCAUUUUAUGUCUUAAUAUAAACUGCACAUUGUAAGUUGGGCUCAGGGCAACAUCAUUUUUUCCAGUACAAUGCUCCAUCUUUAAAAAUAAAAAUAAAUGUGAAAGCACUGUAUACCUUACAUGUACUACAAUUAAAGGAAUUUUACAAAGAGUG
Molecule: messenger RNA, 625 nt
Organism: Trichomycterus rosablanca
Lineage: Eukaryota; Metazoa; Chordata; Actinopteri; Siluriformes; Trichomycteridae
Product: cytochrome c oxidase copper chaperone
Exons: 4
Coding region: 122-325 (67 amino acids)
Biological process (GO): mitochondrial respiratory chain complex IV assembly
Cellular component (GO): mitochondrial intermembrane space
Molecular function (GO): copper chaperone activity; copper ion binding
Source: RefSeq, a predicted model, not a curated record